This is a messenger RNA of Didymodactylos carnosus, 1590 nucleotides long. The record is from the annotation of a GenBank genome assembly. NCBI's taxonomy places the organism in Eukaryota, Metazoa, Rotifera, Eurotatoria, Philodinida, Philodinidae.
AUGUAUGCUAAUUUAUUAAGCUCAAAUCCUGAUAUUAAUAUGUUAUUGAAGUGGGGCAAAGUACUAAGAAAAAAAGUUGAGAAAGACUCAUCAGGUAUUUACGUUGAAUUAGCUUUGCACUAUAUUGAUUUGGCAUCAUCGGCACCAGAAUUAUCAUCAAUGAUCGCCUGUUGGCUUUUGUCAGCUUUGAGCUGGUAUCAUACAAUGGAAAAUAAUUGUACUAACGAUAUCAACUAUGUUUACGCUUGCAAAGAAAUGCUUAGUGAUUGUCUUAAUAUAGCAUACUACUUUAGUCGUUGUGCAUCACCCAGUUUACAAUUGUAUACAUAUCGUUUUAUUUUAACAUUAUUAAUGAAAUCAACUGAAUUUUUCUCACUAAAAUACAAAAUUAAGAAUAUUUAUUCACUUUCCGAUGUAUCAUUAGCUGGUGAAUGUAUUCGAAAUAUACUGUCAAUAAUAUCAUUACUACCGUUUUUAGCUUAUCCCAUUUGUCCUAUAUACGAUCAUGUCUAUAUAAUUAUGCUCACCGUACAAUUUACACAAUAUCUAAUUACUUGUCAUUAUGAAAAGUAUCUCGUAGAGAAUCAACAAAUAGCAAAAAAUUGUUUAAAUUUGAUAUUAAAUAAAAAUGGCUCCGCAACCGCCAACAAGUUGCCAUCAUUCACUCGAAAUGAAAAUCCAGCUCUGUUAACAGUUGAUGAAUUGUUGUACUAUAUGCUUGAAGGCAAUGCUUUCAGUUGGUUAGACUUACUACUUUCACUACCUGAGCAUACGCACGUUGAAGACCAGAACGAAACUGAUCCUGAAUACGUCGUACUUGAUAAUGACAACUCAGCUGCUAUGCAACCGUCGGCUAAGCCUCCCACAGCUGUUAGUGGUGGAAUUGGCUCAUUUUUUAAACGAAUAUUUCGUUUUUUGUGGCAAAAUAAUGAAUCAUCAUGGGAUCGUGCACGUAAACACGUAAUGAAUCAUUUAUUACAUACGAAACAAAUUCAUUAUGAACAAAUUACGGCUAGUCUAUAUUGGCCAAUGAUACCACGAACAAAAGAUGGAUGGUAUCUGUCAACAAAACACAAAUUGAUAUUGAAACAAAUUGAGGCUGAUAGUGAAAUAAAUACGUAUGCUACUGUUAAAGGCAUAAAAAUUAAUAUAUCAACAGUUAAUCCCUUACCACCACACAAUCUACGAUCAAUACAUGAUGGCUUACUAAAACGUUUGCCAGAUCAUUUACGAGAAAUUUUAAAACCGUUACACGAAUACAAGAUACGGAAUAAUGAUGAUGAUGAACAUAUAAUAACAUUCUAUUUCAAUGACGUUAGAACGAUAGUUAAAAAAUAUUUAUUAACGCGAAAUGCUCGUGGAGAAUUGAUUGAUGCUGAAGAGAGUGCUGAUGAAAGUGAUACAUCACCAGAGGCUAAAUUUGCCAGAAAGUUUACAAAACAUUAUGAUGAAAUUGGUUUAUAUUUUCCAGAACUUUUACGCUUAAAAGAAUUAUUAAAAUUAGCAACGGCUUAUCGACUAUUGAUAGGCAUUAUUAAAAAUAAAACAGAAAGCAUGACUAAGUCAGAUUUUGGUAAACAUAUAAAAUAG